ACAUAUAUGAUUUAAAUAUCUUAUUAUUUUACCUAGAUCUAAGUUAGCAAUGAUUAAUUGUAUUAUUAGUUUCAAUAUUUUUAUGAAUUCUUCCCAUGGCAAGAAUCCUAAGCUCUAUGUUUCUUAUUUUCGUUUACCAAGUCUUAAUUUCAACUUCAAAUGCAGAGAAUGAGCAGCCAAACAAACCGGUUUCCCUCUUCAUCUUUGGUGAUUCAUUUUUUGACGUUGGAAACAAUAAUUAUAUCAACACAACUACUCAGAAACAAGCAAAUUUCUGGCCUUACGGACAAACAUACUUCAACUUCCCCACCGGGCGUUUUUCCGAUGGUCGUUUGAUAUCCGACUUUAUUACCGAGUAUGCAAAUCUUCCGCUGAUUCCACCUUUUCUACAACCUGGAUUCGAAAGUCGAGAAUUCUUCGGGGUGAAUUUCGCAUCGUCUGGGGCAGGAGCGUUGGUGGAAACUUAUCUAGGCUAUGUGAUUGACCUUCACACUCAAUUGAGGUACUAUAAAAAAGUGGAGACAUGGUUGAUAACUAAGUUGGGUUAUAACGAAGCUAAGAAGAUGAUAUCUGAAGCUAUUUACUUAUUUAGCAUUGGAAGCAAUGAUUACACAGUUCCUAUUGUGGAUAAUUGCACUGAAGUUUUUAAGCCCUACUCCAAAUUUGUUGACAUGGUCAUUGGCAACAUUACUACAGUCAUUAAUGAAUUUUAUGAGAUAGGAGGUCGAAGAUUCGCAUUCGUGAAUCUUCCAUCAUUAGGUUGUCUUCCUGCUAUGCGAAUGCAAACACGAGAUGAUAAAUGCUUGGAAGAAGCAUCGUUGCUCACAUCAUUACAUAACAAAUUUCUCUCUACGCUCCUUCUAAAAUUAGAAAUGCAAAUGAAGGGAUUCCAAUAUUCGUUGUUUGAUUUCGAAAGCGAACUUCAACAAAGAAUAGACUAUCCUUCCAAACAUGGAUUCAAGGAAGGGAAAAUGGCAUGCUGUGGAAGAGGAAAGUAUAGAGGAUUUUAUAGUUGUGGAGGAAAAAGACCAAAAGAAGGGUAUGAGUUUGAGUUAUGUGAAAACUCAAAUGAUUUUGUGUUUUGGGAUUCUUAUCAUCUCACUGAAAGGGCUUACAAGCAAUUGGCAGAUGAAAUGUGGAAUGGGCUUCAGAAUUUCUUUCACCAAUCUAAAGCAAUAUUUCAAAUUUGAAGCUUCCAUAAAGUAAGAUAUUUUGGUGUAUGAAUAAAAUUGUGUAUUGUUGAUAAUUUUUUUUUCAUUUUUCUUUCGAUGAUUGGUAAAGGAGAACGCAUGUGGAAGAAAUUGAACCUACGAC
Messenger RNA from Mercurialis annua (annual mercury), 1314 nucleotides. Its product is annotated as GDSL esterase/lipase 5-like. The record is from RefSeq and is a predicted model, not a curated record. Gene Ontology annotation, molecular function: hydrolase activity, acting on ester bonds. The coding region runs from base 96 to 1190 and encodes 364 amino acids. The transcript has 5 exons. NCBI's taxonomy places the organism in Eukaryota, Viridiplantae, Streptophyta, Magnoliopsida, Malpighiales, Euphorbiaceae.